This is a messenger RNA of Spinacia oleracea (spinach), 2097 nucleotides long. RefSeq names its product probable magnesium transporter NIPA2. NCBI's taxonomy places the organism in Eukaryota, Viridiplantae, Streptophyta, Magnoliopsida, Caryophyllales, Amaranthaceae. The record is from RefSeq and is a predicted model, not a curated record. Gene Ontology annotation, molecular function: magnesium ion transmembrane transporter activity. Gene Ontology annotation, cellular component: membrane. The transcript is spliced from 8 exons. The coding region runs from base 658 to 1680 and encodes 340 amino acids. Gene Ontology annotation, biological process: magnesium ion transport.
GCUCCCCCGUUUUGCAACUUCAAUCAGGUAGAGAAAAAAUUGAGUCUUGCGACUUUUGCCAGAUAGACAUCAAAAAGGAAACUUUUUUGUAUUUUUUUUGGGAUUUCUCCAUCUUUUGGCCUUUCUCUUUCCUAGUAAUUCAUACCAAACGUAACGGAAAUACCGUCGUCUCUGCUCUCUUUCUCUCUCUCUCUCCUCUCUCGGUUUUUGCCGUCGCACCCUUGAAAAACCAAAAAGCAAUUCUAAGAGAGAUUAGCAGAGAGAGAGUAAGAGGGGGGGAAGGUAUUUGACAAUCAAUAUUCAAAAGAUUUGUGAUUUUGCAACGUUACAAGAGCCUUUCUGUUGUGUUUUUAUGAUUGUUUUGGGUAUGUUCGGAAAAAUCUUAGGAAUGAAUCUCAAAAUUAAUGAUACCCAUAUGAUAAUUUGAUCGAUUUUUGGAUGUGUAAUUCACAUUUCAUUUGAAGGAUUUCCAAGUGGGUAUCCGAAUUUCUUCAUUAAUUUCAAGAUUUUGUGUUGUAAAUCUUGGAAUUUAAGGAUUUUGGUCAUGUGGGUAUUUUGAGGGUUUUGAAAAGACUGUGGCUCUCAAGGGUUUUGAAUUGGGAAUUGGGAAUUGGAUUGUAUUAAAUUGAAUUGGGUUUUUGGGGCAAAGAUUUGUCAAUGGUGAUGUCGUCAGAUAAUGUCAAGGGUCUUGUGUUGGCUGUUUCUUCGAGCAUUUUUAUAGGGUCAAGCUUCAUCAUUAAGAAAAAAGGUCUUAUGAAAGCUGGGACUACUGGUACUCGAGCAGGAUCAGGGGGGCACUCAUACUUAUAUGAACCUUGGUGGUGGGCUGGAAUGAUUACAAUGAUUGUUGGGGAGAUAGCUAAUUUUGCAGCAUAUGCUUUUGCACCUGCAAUUCUUGUUACUCCUUUGGGAGCCCUUAGUAUCAUUUUCAGUUCAGUUCUAGCUCAUUUUAUCUUGAAGGAAAAGUUGCACAUAUUUGGUAUGCUUGGUUGUGUUCUCUGUGUGGUCGGAUCAACCACUAUUGUUUUACAUGCUCCGCAUGAGAGGGAUAUUGAAUCUGUUAAGCAAGUAUGGACGCUCGCCACUGAGCCAGGUUUCCUGGUGUAUGCUGCUAUUGUUGUAGUGAUGGUUCUUGUCCUCAUUUUCUACUACGUUCCACGUAACGGCCGGACACAUAUGAUUGUGUACAUUGGAAUUUGCUCUCUCAUGGGGUCUCUUACGGUCAUGUGUGUCAAAGCUGUGAGUAUUGCCUUGAAGUUGACUUUUGAGGGAAAUAACCAGUUUAAAUUCUUCCAAGCAUGGUUCUUCACCAUAGUCGUAAUUGUUUGCUGUAUCUUGCAAAUUAACUACUUGAACAAGGCGCUGGACACCUUUAACACUGCUGUUGUAUCGCCUGUCUACUACGUCAUGUUUACUUCACUGACCAUCCUUGCCAGUAUGAUCAUGUUUAAGGAUUGGGAUUCACAGAAUGGUUCACAAAUAGCAACAGAAUUGUGUGGAUUUGUAACGAUUUUGUCAGGGACAUUUCUGCUUCACAAAACAAAGGAUAUGGGAAGUACACCAGCAGCAGCAGCAGUACCUGUAACUGAACUUGUUAGGCAAUAUAGCAGCAAUUGCAUUCGUGAUAGUUCUAAGCAUUCUGACCGCCAUGGUAGCCCAGAUCGCAAUUGCAGAGAAUAAGCUCCCUCCAUUUUCCAGACAUCCAACUUAUAUUUUUUGGACAGAUGAUGAUAUCUUGUGUCUUGCUGCACAAAGUUUGGGCUUGAAAUGUUCAUCACAAAUACAAAAUGGCCAAUUUUUUAAUUUGGCAGAAACAAGUGCAGAUAAAUUUCUGAUUAAAGGGUGGGUAAAUAUAUUCGUUGCUGUUGCGGAAGGGUCUAAUUAUUUGUAGGGAUACAACCACGUCCAUGUUAGCUAGAUUUUUCUCUCUUUUUCUCUUUCUUUUUUUUUUCCGCUACACGGAUUUGAGGUCGUGACUUGUGAAUAUGUUUCGGAAAAUAAACGGAAAUAUUGGUUUAUGGAAAAGAUCGAGUUUUUGAAGUAGAAACUAGAAAGGCAGGUGGAAAUGAGUAAGAAAUCAGAGCAGUUUUUGUAUCA